ACUGUGCCGGGUGCCCUCUGGAGUCUGGGCAAGUGAUAAAAUAGUAAACAAAUGAAGAAUGUCGAGAUUAAAAUUAAAAAUAAUUAAAUAAGUAAGCAUUAAAACAAAUACUGUGUGCAAAUACCUAAUCAAAUUUAUUAAGUAAUAACCAGUAUAACUCUUGUUUAUGCCAAAUUUUAUUAUAUUAAUCUUCUAUGCUAAGGUAACCUCUUGGAUGUUAUCCAAUAAUUAUACAUUUAUACAAGUUUUAGUUCUCAUUUAGUCUAAAACCAUUUUUAAAGUGAUUAUAAAAUGAUAUCAAAAAAGAGUGUUAUUUACUUUGCCAAAACCUCGUCAAGACUACUUAUAUCUAAUAUUGAUAAAAGAUAUUACUCUCAAAUUAAUGAUGUUCCAUUUCUAAACUUCUACAAAAAUAUCAUGGGUGAAUCGAUUCCUGAAAAAAAACUAGAAGAAUUGAAGAAAACUGAGCCAAAUCUAUCAAAAAUCACUUCAGAUACUUUAAAGAUCUCUCUAGGUGUAUUAAAAAAAUUUGAUAUCACACCAGAGGAGGCAUGUCUCAACCCUCACUUGCUAUGCAUAAACAUAAUAUCUCUGGACAAUUAUGGAGAGAUACUCAAAGAAUGUGGGUUUAUUAAAAUUUUACCUAUACAUUUAAUAAGAUACAAUACCACAGUGAAGUCUCGUACAGUAUCACAAUUGAAAAAGGAUGGUCUUAUUAAAGAAGCAGCUAAUCUUGAGGAGACUCUCUUGGACAUAUUUCAGGAAUGGCCUAUUAUUGAGAAGUCAUUGCAACAAUUCUCCGAUUCCACUACUAAUAUAUUAACAAUAAGAAUGAGUGUAUUGGAACGAUAUUUGCAAUGGCGUCUCUCAAUAACAUCGGACGAUUUCGCCAAAUAUUGCAAACACUACUUACCCUUGAAACACAGACCGAUGAAUGACAUUCGCCAAUCAUUGGAAUUGGCCGAGAAUGUAAUAAAACUGGAUAGGAAUUGUAUUAUAAGGAAUGGGUGUAUCAUAUCAUCAGAUCCUGUUAAUACGCAAUUAAUUUUGGAGAAUGUGAAGUCAUUGGCUGGUAUAGAUAUAAAGGAAGCGAUAAAAAUGGUACCCGCGCUUUUGAAAAAUAAUUAUAAAGCGCUAUUGGAAAUCAAGGAUUUGUUAAAGGAAUAUCAAAUAUCUGAAGACGCCCAAAGACGAUGUUUGCGUGUGUAUUGUAUGAACCCGGAUUCAGUAAGAGAAAGACUAGAAGAUCUUGGAGGAAUGAAGGAAUACAAAAUACUUUCUUCUAAUCCUAGGAUAUUGUCUAUGGUAGUGCACCAAAGGAAAGUUUUGAAUCGUCUACUAAAAAUCCAAUCAGCGAAGAAACAAUGUUUUAGUCUCAAUAGUCUUAUUUCGUCGCGGAAUAUAUUCAAUUCAUAUAUGACCAGCUUUGGAAGCAAAGUAUGUAGUCGAGACAUCGCCAUAUUGAUUCUAACAACUCUGAAUGGAAAUAAUCAGAAAUGGCUAAUAAAUAACUUAAGACGACACAAAUAUUGGCUACAUACAGCUUUAAAUGUAAUAUAUGAAAAUAUAUGUAUGUUGAAACGUGAUUUCAAUGAUGAAGUUAUUUUGGAAAAUUGUCAUUUACUUUUGUAUCCUGGAUCGGAAAUAGCGAAACACAUUGGCAGCUUUCAAAAAAUGCGCAAAGGUCUAACAGAAAAGACCACAGAUAAUUAUAAUAGUUUAAAUCAUAUAAAACUUACCGACAGUCAGGUGUUGAGUCUGGUUUUAUAUGAAAUUGAGAAAAACUACCAUUUCAGCGGGGAUGGUAUAUGGACGAACCAGGAUGGAUCAAGAGAGCAGAAUAUGAAUAAGAAAAUCCAAAUGAAAUAAAAAAUUACUACUACUACUACUACUAUGUGUGAGAAAAUUGAUAUGUCUCAGACUCAAAAUCGUGUGUCAGGCACAGAAUGUAUUUGCAAUCUGUAGCCACGAAUGGUGUUUUGUAAAUUAUUUAUGUAAAUAAAACAUUCUAUAAGCACAAA
Molecule: messenger RNA, 2021 nt
Organism: Pieris rapae (cabbage white)
Lineage: Eukaryota; Metazoa; Arthropoda; Insecta; Lepidoptera; Pieridae
Product: transcription termination factor 5, mitochondrial
Exons: 8
Coding region: 292-1869 (525 amino acids)
Source: RefSeq, a predicted model, not a curated record